Messenger RNA from Suillus plorans, 993 nucleotides. RefSeq lists its product as uncharacterized. The record is from RefSeq and is a predicted model, not a curated record. The coding region runs from base 146 to 742 and encodes 198 amino acids. The transcript is spliced from 3 exons. NCBI's taxonomy places the organism in Eukaryota, Fungi, Basidiomycota, Agaricomycetes, Boletales, Suillaceae.
GGAGGCUGUUACUUGUGAGAAAUGGUUGAUCACGCUACAACAAAUACGGUUAUAAAUUCUUCAGUACCUCAGCUGAUUCAGACGUCCCUCAUAAUACUACUAGUAUUUGUAUCCCUCCUAGUAAACGAUACCUGCCUCAAACGAGAUGUCCGUCCCAACUCACAGUAUUCAUUCAAUCCACGGCACUUUCGCAGGCGUACCGUCCUACACUACUUUCUCAUCGAACGCUGGCGUCGUAAUUGAAGGCUCCCCAAUCAAUAAAAUCCAUCCAGGAUUCGCCAGAACCGCCUCUUGGCGCAUAGCGCCCGUAUCACUCCCUAGUUCAAGCUCUCGUCGUCUCCCAUCCUUCCCUAUAGCCCGUCGUGUCCCACCUCCACCACCACCUCGUGCUAUCGCACCACAAGCUAUCCCUUUCCCCUCAGAAAACCCAUUUAAUGAUUCAAAUGAAUGCGCCCUGCCCAUACCACAACGACCCGUUCCCCAGCGCACUCACCUCGCUUCACAAUCAUACACCGUCAGACUCCCCGGCUCAAACCCAAUCGACGUCCUAGUUCGUCAGCGAACUGCACAGCGGGCCGCACAGGAGCGCGAGACCCGGUGCAAGGUCAUCGCUGGUAUCUUGUUGAACAGGGUCCAUGCUGUAGGGAAGCCUAUGCGUCGGCUGCCUCCAAGUUCGGAAGCGCCUCGCGCAUACAAGCGGAGCAGAUUAUCAAUGACUACCACUGCUGAAGAGGUCUGUUGAACGUUUGACCGCAAGACCUUGAUUUAUGGAGCUGUACUCGGGGAACAAACAUUAUUACAAGAAUCAAUGCAAGGCUCAGCGUACUUGACAGUUCUUUGUGAACUUGAUCUUCAACGAGAACAGGUACGACGGUCAAUCCCGAAAUACAAGCCGAACCGAGCCGAAAUGGUUCUUUCGAAGCAUGAUCGAUUCCCAAGGGAUGCUAUCCAAUCACAGUGUCACUAGCACACCGCCUUUGCACGCGUCGCAAC